Molecule: messenger RNA, 1407 nt
Organism: Humulus lupulus (European hop)
Lineage: Eukaryota; Viridiplantae; Streptophyta; Magnoliopsida; Rosales; Cannabaceae
Product: receptor-like protein EIX1
Exons: 2
Coding region: 154-1392 (412 amino acids)
Molecular function (GO): protein binding
Source: RefSeq, a predicted model, not a curated record
CUCAAUUCAGAAAGUUAUAACAUAACAACUAUUAUAAAAGUGUUAGAGAACUUAGAAGAACAUAGAAGAAAGAAAAAGAACGUCUAUAACAUUGAGUUUUCAGGUCACUUGGCUGAGCACAGAGACCAAGUGAAAGCCUGUUUUGGAUUAAACAUGGGGAGGCAUCAUAGCACAGAAAUGUUAUUGUUCCUGGUUCUUCUCUGUGUAUGCAUAUCAAACAUGAGUGGUAUUACCUUUGGCUGCAUCGAAAAAGAGAGACAAGCUCUCCUAAACUUGAAACAAAGCUUUCAAGAUCCUUCACACAAGUUGUCCUCCUGGCAAGGUCAAGAUUGCUGCCAAUGGAAAGGAGUAACCUGCAAUGAAACCACGGGUCAUGUUGUCAAGCUCCAUCUCAGAUCCUCAUCAAUGAAUUUCUCAUUUUCAAAUUAUUCAUAUCCACUUGUUUCUUAUUCAUAUCCACUCGUAGACUGCAAUGAAGAUUAUUCAUAUUCAUAUUCACCUUAUACUCAUCUGCCUGACUUACAAGCUAAUGAGUUGAGCUCUAAUUUGUUGGAGCUGCAACAUCUCAACUACUUGGAUCUCAGCGGAAACAACUUCAGUUAUAGCAAGAUUCCCAACUUCUUUGGCUCAAUGAAGAAUCUAAAGUAUCUAAAUCUGUCUCAUGCACGUUUUGGUGGAUUGAUUUCUCUUCAAUUUGCAAAUCUUACUAGCUUGCAAGUUCUUGAUCUUAAUGGUCUUUUGAAUGUUAAUACUCGUACUUUCCAGUGGGCUUCAAAUCUUUUGUCUCUCCAAUACCUUGAUAUGAAUUCGGUAAAUUGUUCGAAUGCAUCAGAUUUAAUGCAGGUACUUACCAACCUUCCUUCUCUGUCACAUAUCAGCCUACCUGGUUGUAGUCUAAAUAUGGUCAAUUUUCCUUGGCGUUCGAUCAAUUCCACCUUCUCUGCUAGUGUUCGAUACCUAGACCUUUCCUGGAAUCAUCUUGAAAGAUCAAUUCUUAAUGAUCUAAAAAAUAUGACUUCUCUUGAAGUACUUGAUCUUUCGUCCACCUUCUUCUAUGCUACUAGUUCCUCAAUUCCAACCUGGUUGGGUGAUCUUAAGAGCCUUGUUUACCUUAAUCUUGUAUGGAAUAAUUAUGAUAGCUUUGAAGGAGAAGGUGGCUUGCUGUACAUAAUAAAUAAUGCUUGUUCCUUGAAGGUAUUAGAUUUGUCAUAUAACAAAAUUAGAGAAGGGUUAGAGCCUCAUCAAAAUUCAAGAAAAUGUGUCAAAUAUAAUCUAGAGAUAUUAAGUUUAGACUAUAACGAAAUGGGUGGUCCUUUGCCUGAUUGGUUGAUGGACCCAAAACGGGUAUGUUUAAAAAUUUAUAUAUCGCAAGCGCACGAAUCGUCCAUAUAGAAUAGUAAUCGUAAG